This is a messenger RNA of Penicillium macrosclerotiorum, 1716 nucleotides long. Its product is annotated as NYN domain-containing protein. The record is from RefSeq and is a predicted model, not a curated record. The coding region runs from base 1 to 1716 and encodes 571 amino acids. Gene Ontology annotation, biological process: protein import into nucleus. Gene Ontology annotation, cellular component: nucleus. Gene Ontology annotation, molecular function: small GTPase binding; guanyl-nucleotide exchange factor activity. The transcript has 2 exons. Lineage: Eukaryota; Fungi; Ascomycota; Eurotiomycetes; Eurotiales; Aspergillaceae.
AUGCUCUCAACUGAGUCCACCGAGCGGGCCUCAAAUUGGGACUUCUCCCCGGUGUUUGACCUGCUUAGGUCUCCUACCUAUGAGGGGUCCUCAUAUCUCGCAUCCACGUGUAACUCCGAACUACCGUCGUCUUCCGAAGAGAAAUCCAGACAUGUCAAACUUGCAGCCUGCAGCCCAGCCUUCAAGCCGAAACCUCAACGAAGCUACACUAGAUUGGGAGAUUUUGGUACUCUUUGGGAUCUCCUCGGCCAAGAGCUGUCAUCUACACAGUCUACAAAGGACACAUUACCCGCUGAGGCUCCCAACACCAAACCGCAUGAUACCAAGCUGCCUCUUGGGCAAUCUUCAGGGUUCACUAUUCUCAAGCGACCUUCUCAAGAUGAAACGGGAGAAGAGAAGCGUCAGCCCAUACCCUCUACCUCUCGCACCAGCGCCAUCUUUGCAUCGGGAGAUUCAAAACCGCAAAUCUCCCAGACAACACUUAAAGAAUGCUCCAACCCAUCUUCAUCUGCCAAAGUGAUCACUCUUUUAAAACGAACCGCAGACACUUCAUUACUUCAUGGUGAUCCUGCAAUUACGUUACACCCACGAUCGCCUCCAAGGCCUAUUGGUGGCGUUAGUAGUUCUCCCAUAUACACUCCUAAAGCCAAAACCAAAGCUAUUGCAAAUGAAGCCAAGUCUACUUUGAAAGACGAACUUUUAUUAUCAGAAUCAAGUGCAGGUGCAGAAUCAGAUUCGAGCGCUGUUAUCUUUGACCAGCCCGUUAGCAAGAAGUCUGGUGUCCUGACGUUUGUUCCCGCGCAAGUUGGCACUCUUGACGCAAGGACAAAUCAUUGCGAGACCCCUUCUUCCUCAUUUGACGAAAAGGAUUCGACAUUGACGUCGGAUGCCUUCAAGAAUGUCAUUUCUACUUCAGCUGGCAUUCGCGUCCUUCCUGCCACCUACUCGACGGCAACAGACCGCAGGAUCGGGCUAAUGACCCGUUUGCUCAAAGACUUUCCUGAGUAUGCUCAGCUUGUGUCUCAAGUGGGACACUCUUCAAAAUCCAACAAGAAGUGUGUCGAAUCUCGCCCUAUCCAUGUUUUUGUCGACAUGUCUAACAUAAUGGUGGGAUUCCACGAUUCGGUAAAAGUGUCGCGGAACAUUCCUGUCACAACGCGGAUUCGCCGUCUUCAUAUGUCCUUCUCGAAUUUCUCCUUGAUCAUGGAACGUGGCCGUCCGGCCGCCAAGCGAGUCUUGGUCGGCUCCGACAGGUUACCCUCCAUUGACGAAGCCGAAAAACUCGGCUACGAAGCUAAUAUCCUCGACCGUGUCCACAAAGUCAAGCACACGACACCACGUCCACCCAAGUUCAAGAAAGCUUCUGGCUUCGCCUCUCAAGCGGCGCUAGGACCUGAAAUGGCCGGCGCCAGUGGAGAGCGAUGGGUCGAACAGGGUGUGGACGAAAUUUUGCACCUGAAGAUCCUAGAAAGCUUGUUGGACACGGAUGAGCCGGCGACGAUUGUGCUGGCGACUGGCGACGCGGCGGAAGCUGAAUACUCUGGUGGAUUUAUGCUCAUGGUCGAACGCGCUCUACAGCGUGGCUGGGCUCUCGAGCUGGUGAGCUUCUCCCAGGUCACUAGCUAUGCAUACCGGAAGAAAGAGUUUCGGGCCAAAUGGGGUCAUCGCUUCCGGAUGAUCGAACUAGAUUCUUACGUAGAGGAACUCUUUGAUUGA